UUUUACGAGCACAGAUGAAACAGAGGAGGCUGUACUGAGCACCGUUAUUAUUGUUUUCUUAAGGCUUUAUUAAAAAAGAACUGGAUACACAUGCCGAAUUUCAUCUGUGAAAGAUGGAGUAAGAUGUGGACUUAACUGAUGUUACAAUAUGCAAAAUCCCUCCACACAUGAGGAAAAGAGCCCUCUAUAAGUAUGAUCAGUGUAACGUGGUAAUGUUAGAGGAAUAGCAAUUGGAGACAACCUGCUGCACGCAGCUACUCUGUAAGACAAACAUCAGUAAAACCAAGCAGCAAGGAAAGAAGGGUUCUUCAUGACAAAAUGACAGCAAGAGAACACAGUCCCCGCCAUGGUGCAAAAUCCCGCACCGUGCAACGGGCCUCCACAAUUGAUGUCACCUCUGACAUGCUAGGCCUUUCUCUAGCAGGAAACAUUCAGGAUCCAGAUGAGCCGAUUUUAGAGUUCAGUUUAGCUUGCAGUGAGCUGCUAACUCCAUCGCUAGAUCGAAAACCAAAUAGUUUUGUAGCAGUGAGUGUAACUACACCUCCUCAGGCAUUCUGGACGAAGCAUGCACAGACAGAAAUUAUUGAGGGAACAAGUAAUCCUAUCUUUCUAAGCAGCAUUGCCUUUUUCCAAGACUCUCUGAUCAAUCAAAUGACACAAAUCAAACUCUCCGUGUACGACGUCAAAGAUAGAUCUCAGGGAACAAUGUAUUUGUUGGGUUCCGGGAUGUUCACUGUAAAAGAACUUCUUCAGGAGAAGAAUCACAGGUUGCACUUAACACUAAGGUCGGCUGAAAGUGACCGUGUAGGUAACAUUACAGUUAUUGGAUGGCAAAUGGAGGAAAAAACUGACCAAAGGCCUCCAGUGACAAGGUCACCUGAUACAAUUAAUGGAAGGACUGUGUUGCCAGUUGAUGAAAGUUUAACAGAAUCUUUAGGAAUCAGAUCCAAAUAUGCUUCAUUACGGAAAGAUGCACUACUGAAAUCUGUGUUUGGUGGCGCCAUUUGCCGAAUGUAUCGCUUCCCAACCACUGAUGGAAACCACUUGAGAAUCUUGGAGCAGAUGGCUGAGAGCGUCCUGUCGCUGCACAUCCCUAGGCAAUUUGUGAAGCUUCUUCUAGAAGAAGAUGCAGCAAGGGUUUGUGAACUAGAAGAACUGGGAGAACUGUCUCCUUGUUGGGAAAGCCUUCGUCGACAAAUAGUUACUCAGUACCAAACAAUUAUUUUAACUUAUCAGGAAAAUCUAACUGACCUGCACCAGUAUAAAGGUCCUUCAUUUAAAGCCAGUAGCUUGAAAGCUGAUAAAAAAUUGGAAUUUGUUCCUACGAAUUUACAUAUACAGAGAAUGAGAGUCCAGGAUGAUGGAGGAUCAGAUCAGAACUACGACAUAGUCACCAUAGGAGCACCAGCAGCUCAUUGUCAAGGCUUUAAAUCAGGUGGCUUGCGGAAAAAGCUGCAUAAAUUUGAAGAGGCAAAGAAACACAGUUAUGAGGAGUGUUGCACUUCAACAAGUUCCCAGUCUAUAAUAUACAUCCCACAGGACAUUGUUAGAGCAAAGGAAAUUAUUGCACAAAUCAACACUCUGAAAACGCAAGUCAGUUACUAUGCAGAAAGGCUCUCAAGAGCUGCGAAGGAUAGAUCAGCUAAUGGCCUUGAAAGAACCCUUGCCAUCCUAGCAGACAAGACCCGGCAACUUGUCACAGUCUGUGACUGCAAGCUGUUGGCAAAUUCAAUACAUGGACUGAAUGCUGCAAGGCCAGACUAUAUAGCUUCAAAAGCAUCUCCAACGUCUGGAGAAGGCGAGCAAGUGAUGCUGAGGAAUGAUCAAGAUACACUUGUGGCUAGAUGGACAGGAAGAAAUAGCCGAUCUUCUCUGCAGGUGGAUUGGCAUGAAGAGGAAUGGGAGAAAGUUUGGUUGAAUGUUGACAAAAGUCUGGAGUGUAUUAUACAGAGAGUGGACAAACUUCUCCAGAAGGAGCGCUUGCAAAGUGACAGCUGUGAAGAUGUUUUCCAGUGCGACAUCAGCUGUACUAGUAAGAAAGGUAAUCGAGACACUCGUGCCUACUGGAUAAAUCCAGAAGAUUUAAAUGAGACCUCAUCAUCCUCACCACCUUCAUCAUCCUCACCACCACCUUCAUCCACACCAUCCUGUACAUGCCAUUCUCUCAGAAGGACAAAUUGCAGCCCCGCUCCGGAAGAAUCUGGCCCAGGUGAAUGGAGCGAAGCUCUUUAUCCCUUGCUGACAACACUCACAGACUGCGUAGCCAUGAUGAGUGACAAGGCAAAGAAAGCCAUGGUGUUUUUAUUAAUGCAGGACAGCGCCCCGACAAUAGGGCUCUGCCUGAGCCUUCAGUAUCGCAGGGAUGUUGUCUUCUGCCAAACUCUGACAGCUCUCAUUUGUGGUUUCAUUAUCAAGCUGAGGAACUGCCUGCAUGAUGAUGGAUUUCUAAGACAACUCUACACCAUUGGCUUGCUGGCGCAGUUUGAGAGCCUGCUGAGCACUUACGGUGAGGAGCUGGCAAUGCUGGAGGACAUGAGUUUGGGAAUCAUGGACUUAAGGAAUGUAACCUUUAAAGUAACUCAGGCCACAUCAAAUACAUCUCCUGACAUGCUGCCAGUCAUCACUGGAAAUCGUGAUGGAUUUAAUGUGAGAAUACCUUUGCCAAGCGCCUUGUUUGAUUUGUUGCCGCGAGAGAUUCAAAGUGGCAUGUUACUGAGGGUUCAGCCUGUUCUUUUCAAUGUGGGAAUCAAUGAGCAGCAAACCCUAGCAGAGAAGUUUGGAGACACCUCACUGCAAGAAGUAAUUAACAUGGAAAGCUUAGUGCGGUUGAAUUCGUAUUUUGAGCAGUUCAAGGAAGUUUUGCCUGAUGAUUGUCUACCUCGAUCUCGUAGUCAGACGUGCCUGCCUGAACUGUUAAGAUUUCUGGGACAAAAUGUACACGCAAGGAAAAAUAAGAAUGUUGAUAUCCUUUGGCAAGCUGCUGAGAUAUGCCGCAGACUAAAUGGUGUUCGAUUUACAAGCUGUAAAAGUGCCAAGGAUAGGACUGCCAUGUCGGUCACCCUAGAGCAGUGUUUGAUCCUACAGCAUGAACAUGGAAUGGCUCCACAGGUCUUCACCCAGGCUCUGGAGUGUAUGAGGAGUGAGGGUUGUCGGCGAGAAAAUACAAUGAAGAAUGUUGGAUGUCGCAAGUAUGCAUUUAAUUCCCUGCAACUGAAGGCUUUCCCAAAGUAUUACAGGCCUCCAGAAGGAACUUAUGGAAAAGUUGAAACAUAAGCAUACUAUGUCCUUUAAUUGCUGUUCCAUUAAAACAUGUGGAUACACUCUAGAUUAAUACAUGAUUUUGUCAUCCAGAAGAGAUAAAUAACCUUUUUGUACGUUUCGCUAGGUUAUACAGAGCAUGUUACUUACAGAAUUGGAAUCUAUAGUAACAAUUAUUCUGACACCUUAGCUUGAGAAUAGUGUGAUGACUCUCUGCCCGUUUAAAUAGCCGUCAGUGUAUGUAAGAUGAACAGAUAUUGUGCUACGUAAUAAUUACCUAUAUGCAAAUAGCUAGGUACCUCCUGGAUGGGCAAGGACUCGAGGAACGGCAUUUAGGCAGCUGUUUCACAUAACAUCUUUUUAUACUGAGUUGACUUGAGAUUGAGCUUUUCAUAAACUUUUUAAAACUGAGAGUAAAACUCAAAAGUUGUAAAUAAAAAGGGAUGGAUCCUAGACAGUCUAAUAACUGUAGAAUGCAUUGUUACAAUCAAGAAACAGAAGUUUAACUUUAAAAAAAAAAUCAGCACAAUAAAAGCCAGGAGUAUAAAUUGUUUUACUGCAUAUAGGAUGCCAUCUUCAUAUAUGAAAUUAACAAUACAGAAAAGGCCAGGCAUAUGAGGUCUAGUUUCUAGUUCUGUCCAAAUAAAACGAAUUCCUGUCGUCUUCGGCAGAUAAGAACUUGGGCACACAUCUUAACUGAUUUUAAAAAGUGUUUCAGAAACAUAAUGGUGCCUAACCAUUAAUGCCAGGAACAGUUCCCCCUGCCCUUCCCCACUAUAAGGCAAGUGCAACAAGCAAGUUGCUGAUGUUGCACGUGACAUGUUCAGUAUGUUCCAUGGUAUUGUAUAUUAAUUAACACAUUUUUACCCAUGGCUUUUUAUAUCACUUCUGGAUUGUAAGCAUUAGCAUC
Gymnogyps californianus (California condor) is the source of this 4168-nucleotide messenger RNA. RefSeq names its product inositol polyphosphate-4-phosphatase type I A (gene INPP4A). The transcript is spliced from 27 exons. Gene Ontology annotation, molecular function: phosphatidylinositol-3,4-bisphosphate 4-phosphatase activity. Bases 319 to 3273 code for a protein of 984 amino acids. The record is from RefSeq and is a predicted model, not a curated record. NCBI's taxonomy places the organism in Eukaryota, Metazoa, Chordata, Aves, Accipitriformes, Cathartidae. Gene Ontology annotation, cellular component: cytoplasm.